Oncorhynchus keta (chum salmon) is the source of this 1659-nucleotide messenger RNA. RefSeq lists its product as uncharacterized. Lineage: Eukaryota; Metazoa; Chordata; Actinopteri; Salmoniformes; Salmonidae. Bases 346 to 1632 code for a protein of 428 amino acids. The transcript has 3 exons. The record is from RefSeq and is a predicted model, not a curated record.
CUAGACCAGACAGGCCACAUCCCACUAGACCAGACAGGCCACAUCCCACUAGACCAGACAGGCCACAUCCCACUAGACCAGACAGGCCACAUCCCACUAGACCAGACAGGCCACAUCCCACAGGGACAUUUAAAAGUGAUAAUCAAAAGUUUGAGGAUUGUCAGAAAUGAUUUUAAACAUUGUGUUUGGGUGGAGUUUUUCAAAGGAUUCUCCUGUGCGUUGGAAAAAUGAGGUAGGUAGGAUUGAUGGAACAGGAUUAGACUUAAUCUGUCUAGGAAACGCUGUAACAAUCAUUUUAGUCAGGUUGAUGAGUCUGUUUAUAACGACCAGCUAGUCAGGGUGGUGAUGAUAUCUGUUUAUAACGACCAGCUAGUCAGGGUGAUGAUGAUGUCUGUUUAUAACACCCAGCUAGUCAGGGUGAUGAUGAUGUCUGUUUAUAACACCCAGCUAGUCAGGGUGAUGAUGAUGUCUGUUUAUAACACCCAGCUAGUCAGGGUGAUGAUGAUAUCUGUUUAUAACACCCAGCUAGUCAGGGUGAUGAUGAUGUCUGUUUAUAACAACCAGCUAGUCAGGGUGAUGAUGAUGUCUGUUUAUAACACCCAGCUAGUCAGGGUGAUGAUGAUGUCUGUUUAUAACACCCAGCUAGUCAGGGUGAUGAUGAUGUCUGUUUAUAACACCCAGCUAGUCAGGGUGAUGAUGUCUGUUUAUAACAACCAGCUAGUCAGGGUGGUGAUGAUGUCUGUUUAUAACACCCAGCUAGUCAGGGUGAUGAUGAUGUCUGUUUAUAACACCCAGCUAGUCAGGGUGGUGAUGAUGUCUGUUUAUAACACCCAGCUAGUCAGGGUGAUGAUGAUGUCUGUUUAUAACACCCAGCUAGUCAGGGUGGUGAUGAUGUCUGUUUAUAACAACCAGCUAGUCAGGGUGGUGAUGAUGUCUGUUUACAACACCCAGCUAGUCAGGGUGAUGAUGAUGUCUGUUUAUAACACCCAGCUAGUCAGGGUGGUGAUGAUGUCUGUUUAUAACACCCAGCUAGUCAGGGUGGUGAUGAUGUCUGUUUAUAACACCCAGCUAGUCAGGGUGGUGAUGAUGUCUGUUUAUAACACCCAGCUAGUCAGGGUGAUGAUGUCUGUUUAUAACAACCAGCUAGUCAGGGUGGUGAUGAUGUCUGUUUAUAACACCCAGCUAGUCAGGGUGGUGAUGAUGUCUGUUUAUAACACCCAGCUAGUCAGGGUGGUGAUGAUAUCUGUUUAUAACACCCAGCAGGUUCAGCUAGUCAGGGUGGUGAUGAUGUCUGUUUAUAACAACCAGCUAGUCAGGGUGAUGAUGAUGUCUGUUUAUAACACCCAGCUAGUCAGGGUGGUGAUGAUGUCUGUUUAUAACACCCAGCUAGUCAGGGUGGUGAUGAUAUCUGUUUAUAACACCCAGCAGGUUCAGCUAGUCAGGGUGGUGAUGAUGUCUGUUUAUAACACCCAGCUAGUCAGGGUGGUGAUGAUAUCUGUUUAUAACACCCAGCAGGUUCAGCUAGUCAGGGUGGUGAUGAUGUCUGUUUAUAACACCCAGCUAGUCAGGGUGGUGAUGAUGUCUGUUUAUAACACCCUGUUAGUCAGGGUGAUGAUGAGUUUGCCAGGGUAGAGGAAGCAUCUCUGCUGUGCAGGAAGU